AUGGCCCCGCUUGCCAACGCCGCCAGCUCCGCCGCCAGCUCCGCCGCCAGCUCCGACAAACUGCCCGCACCUCCCCAACCACCGUCACUAUCUUCCCUAAAACACAGAACCCAUUUACCCAUACCCCAAGGUGUUUCCACUGCCAGUGCUUCGAGCCCCAGCACAACCAGUGCCGCCGAGACGGUGGUGGCAGCAUCGGCCACUGCCAAGGCCUACCGCCGCAGAGACAGCGAAUCCGACUCGUCCAUGGAACCUCGUGCCAAGCGCGAGCGUAAGAACCGCCCCGGCCAGAAGUUUGGCGCCAAAAAAAAAUCCUGGGUGUGGUCCUGGUUUGUUCAGGACUCUCAGGACCCCAACAUCGCUGCCUGUGACGAGUGUGGUAAGGUGAUUACCCGUUUAGCCAGUGAUAAAGGCUCACCAAAAAAACUCAGUGAGCAUUUGAAAACCCACAAGUUCACGCUCGAGACCAUCAACCGCCACCGCGCUAUCCCCAUCGAUGGCCACGGAAUCACCUACGCACCCGACGGUACGCCCAUGACGUACCAGCACUCGCACCCGCGGGCGCCAGCACUGGCGCACGGCGGCGACUUGAGAAUGGACAGCACGUCUGCCACCUCCGCCUUGACCCUGUUCACCGACCUGUUUAAGGCCAAGCCCACGCCGCCCGAGCCCCUCCAAUUAUCAUAUAAUUUGAACCAAAACAACCGGCGGUUUUUGUCGCCCGACUUUGAUAAUGCCCCCUACUCCACCGCCAAAUUCCACAAGCACUUGUUGACAUUUUUGAUGCAAAAUAAGCUUUCCAUCAACGUGAUUCGGUCGCAUUCGUUCCAGCAGCUCAUCUACGAUUUGCGGUCGGACUCGGUGGGAGAGCUCGCGGAGCUCACUAAUUUGUGA
This is a messenger RNA of Yamadazyma tenuis ATCC 10573, 894 nucleotides long. Lineage: Eukaryota; Fungi; Ascomycota; Pichiomycetes; Serinales; Debaryomycetaceae. The record is from RefSeq and is a predicted model, not a curated record.